Molecule: messenger RNA, 1657 nt
Organism: Saimiri boliviensis boliviensis (Bolivian squirrel monkey)
Lineage: Eukaryota; Metazoa; Chordata; Mammalia; Primates; Cebidae
Source: RefSeq, a predicted model, not a curated record
AUCACUGUGCAUGUGGCACACACUGUAGAACAGCUCCCACUGGCUGGCAGUGUGGAGCAGGUGCAGAGGGGAGGCAGAGAUCCCUGGAUGGAGGGGUGUGGUGGAUCUCAGUUUUGAGGCUGAGAGUCCUCUGGCGCCUCCCACAGAGCUACUGGAGAGACUGCCUAGCUAUGAUUGGCUUCUUCAAGGGGGCAGAGGACAGAUAUUCUUCCCGCCUUCUGAGGUCCUGGGGAGGCCCCAGGAGCAAAGGUCCUGGUCCUCAUUAUUGGAACACAGAGUCCCUGUGAUGACAGAGCAGGUGGCCCGGGAAGCCCUCCUCAGCUUCGUGAACUCUAAAUGCUGCUACAGCAGCACAGUGGCUGGAGACAUCAUCAUCCAGGAGCUGAAGCAGCAGACCCUCUGCAGGUAUCGACUAGAGACCUUUAGUGAAUCCAGGAUAAGCGAGUGGACAUUUCAACCCUUUACUAACCACUCUGUGGAUGGGCCACAAAGAGGCGCCUCCCCCAGGCUCUGGGACAUCAAGGUUCAGGUUCCCCCGAUGUUUCAGGAAGACACCAGGAAGUUCCAGGUCCCUCACUCGUCACUCGUCAAGGAAUGCCACAAAUGCCACAGGCGUGGGCGGUACAAGUGCAGCGGCUGCCAUGGGGCGGGCACGGUGCGGUGCCCGGCCUGCUGCGGAGCCAAGCGCAAAGCCAAGCAGUCCCGGAGGUGUCAGCUGUGCGCGGGGUCCGGCAGGCGGAGAUGCAGCACCUGCUCAGGGCGGGGGAACAAGACGUGUGCCACCUGCAAGGGGGAGAAGAAGCUGUUGCACUUCAUCCAGGUGGUCAUCAUGUGGAAGAACAGCCUAUUCGAGUUUGUGUCUGAGCACCGGCUCAACUGUCCCAGGGAGCUGCUUGCUAAAGCCAAAGGAGAAAACCUCUUUAAGGAUGAAAACUCGGUGGUGUACCCCAUUGUGGACUUCCCCCUGCGGGACAUCUCUCUGGCCUCCCAGAGGGGCAUUGCAGAGCACAGUGCCGCCUUGGCCUCCCGAGCCCGCAUCCUGCAGCAGCGCCAGACCAUCGAGCUGAUUCCCCUCACAGAAGUUCACUACUGGUACCAAGGAAAGAAUUAUGUCUACUACAUCUAUGGCACUGACCACCAGGUGUAUGCGGUGGACUAUCCUGAGCGGUACUGCUGUGGUUGUACCAUCGUGUGACAUAGCAGAGCUGUCCCCAGAGCCUGCCAUUCAUGUUUGCCAAGGAGGACAACCAAUGCUCUCCUAGUGUGCUCACCGCUGGCUGUAUUGGACAAUCAUAUACAAACCUUGGUAUGUCCUUCCAGAAAACCCAGCUUAUUGUUUAUCAAGCUCCACUUCCUUAUGCAGCCCCUCUGAUGGAAUCCAUCCCUCACAUGUUUAACCCACAAGAAUUCAGCCGCACAUGUUCCUGUAGAACAAAUGAGAGAAAUAAUUGAAAUGGCAGGGGUUUUGCCUCUGGUCUCCAAGUUAAUGCCCUGAUGAAGCGUGUGAUUUGAUUUUGCUUUUCUUUUUGUCAGUGUCCGUUCUGGUGUGCUGCUUCUAGUGGGAGCCUUUUGACAAUCUGAGUGUUACUAAAAUGUUUAAGGAUACACACAAAUUAUGUGACCCUAAUGCACAAUAAAUAGUGCACUUAGCCAUAAA